AUGCUCGUUGGCCUGGCGGCCGGCGGCAGCUUCUACGAGGAGUGCGACGCGACGUGGGAGCCCCAGAACUGCUGGGCCUAUGACGAUGGCAACAGGCUCUCCCUCGCGCUCGUCAGCAGCUCCUCAGGCUCCAUGAUCCGGUCGAAGCGGCAGUUCGUGUACGGGACCGUGUCCACCAUGAUCCAGCUUGUCCCCGGCGAUUCCGCCGGCACAGUCACCACCUACUAUACGUCGUCGCUGGGCGACAACCACGACGAGAUCGACUUCGAGUUCCUUGGCAACGUGAGCGGGCAGCCCUACACCAUCCACACCAACGUGUACGCUGCCGGCGUGGGCAACAAGGAGAUGCAGUUCAAGCCAUGGUUCGACCCCACCGCCGACUACCACAACUACACCAUCUCCUGGACUCCCUGCAUGAUCGUGUGGUACAUCGACGGCGUCCCCAUCCGUGUGUUCCGCAACUACGCGGCGACCCACGGCGUGGCGUUCCCGACGAGCCAGCCCAUGUACGCCUACUCCAGCAUCUGGGCGGCGGAGGACUGGGCCACGCAGGGCGGCCGCGUCAAGGCCGACUGGUCCAAGGCGCCCUUCGUCGCCAGCUACCACGGCAUCGACCUCGACGUCUGCGAGUGCUACAGCGGGGGCUGCGUCUCCACCUGCGCCGCGGCGUUUGCCGGCGGCUCCUGCAGUAGCCUGAGUGACGCGCAGGUGGGGAAGAUGCAGUGGGUGCAGAGCAGCUACAGGAUCUACGACUACUGCGCCGACCCCAAGCGCUUGGUCAACGGCCAGAAGCCGGUCGAGUGCGACCUGCCGCAGUACUGA
Messenger RNA from Miscanthus lutarioriparius, 822 nucleotides. The record is from the annotation of a GenBank genome assembly. NCBI's taxonomy places the organism in Eukaryota, Viridiplantae, Streptophyta, Magnoliopsida, Poales, Poaceae.